AUGGGUACUACAUCUGAAUUGCAAAGUUUAGAUAAACUUGUGAGUAAUUCCCUCUCAGGUCAGGACUUACAGGAAUUUAAUAGGAUUCAUUAUGGAAGAAUAUCUAAUCAUGAAUUAGAAAUAAAGAAAAAUAAUAUAUUAUUUGGCAAUGAAAACCACUUUGAAAUUGCCGCUUAUAAAUUCCCUGCAAAUAAAGAAGAAACUAGAAAACCCCGUAUUGUUAAAGUAGGUGUAAUUCAAAAUUCCAUAGCAAUACCUACAGAUCAACCAGUAACUAAGCAAAGGUGUGCAAUAUUUGAAAAAAUUCGAAAGAUAAUAGAAACUGCGGCUGAUGAAGGUGUAAACAUUCUCUGUUUACAAGAAGCUUGGAGUAUGCCAUUUGCAUUUUGCACUAGGGAAAAGCAACCCUGGUGUGAAUUUGCAGAAUCAGCUCUUGAAGGACCCAGUACCAUAUUCCUCAAAGAAUUUGCUGUCAAAUAUGGUAUGGUAAUCAUUUCCCCAAUAUUGGAAAGAGAUGAAGUUCAUGGUGAUACAAUUUGGAAUACUGCUGUUGUUAUAAAUGAAAUGGGUAAAGUUAUAGGAAAACAUAGAAAAAAUCAUAUACCUCGUGUAGGUGAUUUUAAUGAAUCCACCUAUUAUUUUGAAGGUAACACAGGACAUCCAGUUUUUGAAACUUCAUUUGGCAAAGUAGCGGUUAAUAUUUGCUAUGGACGCCAUCAUCCUCUUAAUUGGCUAAUGUUUGGUAUUAAUGGAGCUGAAAUUGUCUUUAACCCUUCUGCCACUGUUGCAGGCCUUAGUGAACACUUAUGGGCUGUAGAAGCACGAAAUGCUGCAAUAGCCAAUAGUUAUUUUACAUGUGCCAUAAACAGAGUGGGAACAGAAAAGUUCCCAAAUGAGUUCACAUCUGGAGAUGGGAAACCAGCUCAUAAAGAAUUUGGUCAUUUUUAUGGCUCUAGUUAUGUUACAGCACCAGAUGGGUCCAGAACUCCUGGAUUAUCAAGAGUAAUGGAUGGAUUGCUUAUAGCAGAACUUGACUUAAAUUUGUGUCGUCAGAUUAAAGAUAAAUGGGGUUUUGGUAUGACACAACGUUUGGAUUUAUAUGUCAGUAGCCUUAGUAAAGCUGUAAAUCAUGACUAUGAACCUCAAGUAGUUCCACGGGACUAA
Messenger RNA from Parnassius mnemosyne (clouded apollo), 1164 nucleotides. The record is from the annotation of a GenBank genome assembly. NCBI's taxonomy places the organism in Eukaryota, Metazoa, Arthropoda, Insecta, Lepidoptera, Papilionidae.